AUGUCCACUGCAGAAGAAGGAAAGCAGAUUGUCCAGUCUGUUGACGCUGGGCCACAAGUCAAUAUCCUUUACUCAGCCCCGAUCCAGACAGCAUCAACACAACAUUGUCUUUAUACCUUUGGCUCUCAUGUCACACUAAACGAGGCAAAAAGCAUGAUGUUCGUUGAUCAAAAUACAGAAACUGUACCAGUGCCCAAGAUUUAUGCCUAUUACUCUCAUUGUCCCAUAGACCGAGACAUUGGAGACUAUGGGAGUCUUUACGAUAAAUAUAUAUUCAUGAGUUACCUGAAAGGGUAUUCGGAUGGGCUUCACCAGAUUGAACACAGCAACUCCAUAGGCUCUGUUGAUCAUGGCCCUGUUGCUGAUCUGAUACUGGGAGGACCCCUCUUUUCGGAAGACGGCUUUGUUUAUGCGAUUAGCAAUGCCUAUCAAUCCAGGGCACCAAAACGUCAUAUCAAGAAUGUCUUAGCUAGUAUGCUUUCUUCCCAGCAAAGAAAUAAUAGUGUGUUCACCCACGGAGAUGUUUGUGUCCUCAAUAUCAUGGUCCACAAUGGGAACAUCAGUGGAAUCGUAGACUGGGACUUGAGUGGCUACUUUUACUGGUAUCACAGCAUAUUUGAGUCGGGUCAGAAGCUGCAUGCGAUCGUCCCGUCACACUGCGAUCACCUCCCCGUCGGCCCCUCUGAGUCGGUCUCUAAGCGCCCUGCCCGGAUAGCGCCCGUCGCUCCCCCUCCUCUGCCUCCUCUUGUGCCCUCUCGUGCCCUCUUCCAACCCAUGCUCGGCGCUACCAUCUGCUGCCUCUCCGCGAAUGACAGCCCAGAACUGCUCCCUGUCGCUGUGAUGUCUCUUGCAGCCCGCCUCCCUGGUCUCUCCACCCAGCCAAUCUGCUUCUUGCAAUCCUUCGCGCGCUCCCCCCAGUAG
Aspergillus welwitschiae is the source of this 921-nucleotide messenger RNA. RefSeq lists its product as uncharacterized. Bases 1 to 921 code for a protein of 306 amino acids. Lineage: Eukaryota; Fungi; Ascomycota; Eurotiomycetes; Eurotiales; Aspergillaceae. The record is from RefSeq and is a predicted model, not a curated record. The transcript is spliced from 6 exons.